Klebsormidium nitens is the source of this 3684-nucleotide messenger RNA. Lineage: Eukaryota; Viridiplantae; Streptophyta; Klebsormidiophyceae; Klebsormidiales; Klebsormidiaceae. The record is from the annotation of a GenBank genome assembly.
GAAAUUUGCAAUUUGCAAGAACUUGAAGUUGAAGGGGCGCAGCUCGUCUAAGGCAGCUCACAUCCAUGGACAGUUCGUCCUCAGAUAGUGAACUUGAGGGGUUUACUGUUGCUCUGAUCAAAGGUCUGAUGAUAGAACGAGCGGCUGAGCUGAGAGGUGCAGCAUCAGAUGCACAAGCAAUGGAGGGGGUGAACGAAAUCAACGCAGCUGAAAAUGUGACAGAGGACGAGGAAGAUUUCGAGGAUUCUGAGGGUGAAGACGAGUAUGAAGAAGAUCAGGAAGAUGAAGAGGAGUGGGUCGAAGUUGAAUCAGGAUCAGAGGGACCCUGCACAGAGGAGGAGUACCGGGAGGAGCUUCUCUUUGCGCUUACAAAUGCUGAGAGGUCCGGCAGCUUCUGUGCUGAAGGAACACUGAAGAUGUUCAACCCUCCAGGGCUUGAGGUUGCCAGGCUGGGCCCCAUUGGCCUCCCCCUCACUGCCACACAAGCCAAGGAGCUAGCCAAAGUUUGUUCUCAGGCCCCGUUCGGACGCAGGGAGGCGACCGUGUAUGACACGUCCGUCCGCCGGUGCCUGCAGCUGUCUCCCGACCAGUUCCGUCUGCAGGGACCAGACUGGGCGGCCCAGCUUCAGCGCCUGGUCAACACCGAAAUCAAGCGUGGCCUGGGGGUUCCGGAGAAUCUGAAAGUCGUGCCCCAACUCUACAAGCUUCUUCUGUACGAGCCGGGGAGCUUCUUCACGCAGCAUCGGGACUCGGAGAAGGAGGACGGCAUGUUCGGGACUCUAUCCGUGGUAUUGCCGUCCGCGCACAAAGGAGGCGAGUUGAUAGUGCGCCACGCGGGCCGCGAGGACGUCCUCGACUUUGCGUCGCGGUGCAUGUACCACGUCCACUGGGCCGCAUUCUACGCCGACCGCGAGCACGAGAUCCUGCCCGUCAAGUCCGGCCACCGCCUGGUGCUGGUCUACAACCUGGUCGCGCAGGGGCCCGUGGGAGAACUAGAGCCGGCGGACAACCGGCAGGCGGUGAAGGACGCGCUGGCGGCGCUGCGUGCGUGGAGUGCUGAUGAGGACGGACCGUUUAAGCUGGUGAUUCCGCUGGAGCACCAGUACAGCAGCAGGAGCCUCUCGUUCAACGGACUCAAGGGGCCGGACAUUGCGACGGUGGACAUCCUAUGCCAGGCCGCCAAGAUUGCGGACCGGCCGCCGUUCCACUUCUUCCUGGGCAUGCUCAAGAUGUCGGAGUCUGGCCCGGAGGACUACGACGACGACGACUGGGACACCACGCUGGAGCUGACGGACAUCAUCGCGCCGUCCGGGGAAACCGUGCGCUACUCCAAGCUCGAGUGCGACGAGGACGAGCUGCUGCCGGAGGGCGCUCUGGACGACCAUGACUGGGACCACGAGCGGAGUAACGACACCGGGAACGAGGGCGUCACCGUUGAGCGCUGGUACCGCCACGCGGCGCUCAUCGUGUGGCCGCACUCCAAGCACUGGGAGGUGGCGUGCACCAGCAAUAUCGGGAAAGCAAUCAAGGAAGCGUCCGAGCUGGCGGCAACCGCCAAGCAGGUACGGGAGACCCUGGAGGCGACGCUGGGCGACAACGGGCGGCUGUCGCGCGGCGAGGCCGGGCUGGUAACGGAGCUCGUGUUCGAGCACGGCCAGGUGCACGUGCUCGCGGAGCUGCGGCGCGCGCUGCAAACAAUCUGCAAGUACGGGGGCAAGCUGACCCCAGCGCAGGCGCAGACGCUGACGAAGCUGCUGCUCAAGCACGGCGACGUGGACAUGGCCAGGACCCUGGUCAUUCACUGCCCGUCCCCGGCGGACGGCCUCGUGGUGCCGGCUCUGGCGUCCCGCUUCAGCUGGGCGGUCCUGCAGCCCGACAUCCUGGCUCUGCUCACCCGCAAGUGCGACACCGCCAGCCUGACCGACUGCCUCAAGCUGCUGCUGCGCAUCGCGCCCAAGCCACCCGAAAGCGACGCACCACCCCCCCAGGCUGGAGCCUCCGGUGAGGCGUCGGGGUAUGAGCCGUCAGCGUCGGAAGGAGAGUCUACUGUCGAAGCAGGGGGCGUGAAAACGGAAGAGAGGAGAGAGCGGGCGGUCGAGGGCCGGGGCUCGAGACCAGCAGCGAUCGUGCAGUUCGGUUUGGGGGUUGGCACGUCUGGCCGGGCCCUAUUAGAACCUGCAGCCGGGGCAAGAGAUGGAGUCAGCCAAGUGCUGGGGGGGACGGCGCAGGUCGAGGGCAACGGAAGGAGCGCGUCCACGGCGGAACCAAGUGGGAAUGUGACCGGAACGGCCGAGCCGGCGGAAUUCGUGCCGCCCCGGAAGCCGACCAAGGAUGAGCAGGCUCGAGAGGAGUUGUGCCGGAGCGCGAUAGCGAUCGUGGUGGACAAAGUUGUCACCAAAGCGUCCGGCACCAACAACUUUUAUCCAGGCUACUUCCCCAACUGCAGUCUCAACAGCCAAAGUAUGCCCCCUUUUGUGCGCCUGAUCGAACGUUUUGGCACGGAGCCGUUUGCCCCCGCGACGGACGCCCUCGUACGGAACAAGGUCGAGUCUUCGCUGCAGACGGCGGCCGAGCUGCUGUGGGACUUCGUCCGGGUGGGCCAUGCAAAACGGCCAAAGGGAUCCCCCCCGGAUCUGUCUCCCCCGGCCCUGGCUUUCUGCCGUCAAUUCGCCGCGGAAUUGGCGAGCAAGCUCAUCAAAGAAGCGGACCCACCGCCGGAGAAUCGGCUGUACCAAGUGGCGUAUGUCACCCCUCCUCGUAGCUCGGAGUUUGUCGCACUUUUCCUGAAGACGCUCCACUCUCUCCAAGUCGAUCAGGAGGUUAUGGAUCCGGUCGUUGCUCACCUGCUUGCGACUCCCAAUGCGCACCCCAUCGACCGUUGUCUCCUUCACGCCCUCAAAGAGCUCGUUGCGUGGUUUGGGGAAGGGCCAAUGAACGUUCAGUGGUUUGCGGAGCUGCUGGGGGGGUGUCUGGGAACGCUGGAGAGCGCCUGUGCUGAGCCGCCCCCCGAGCCGAGAAACUGGGCACUGCCAGCGACGUGGGGCUGCGUGUGCGAGUGUUGUCCUACACUGCUCGACUUCUGCCACGACCCAGAACGGACAAAAUGGACGUAUCCGAAGACCAGUGAUCAUACCCGGAACCACCUGAGGCAGAUCAUUGAAAGGAAUGGCUUGCCCGUGAAGGCAGUGGCUAAGGAGCCGGUUUCGGAGAUGUCGCCCCUUCUUCUCAUCAAGGAGGGAUCUGAAGGAAAGAGCCACGAGGCAGAGCUGGCGGUGCUGGCCACGAGAAUAGAGAAAUACGAAAAGGACAAGAAUGUCCUCGCUGAAUUGUCAGCCCUUCGGUUACAAGUCCAAGGUGAAGCAAAGUCCAAAGACGAUCAGACUAUACACCGUGCCUAGCUUGAAAUCAAAAGCUUGUGGCUACUAAUCAGACAAUACUGACAUUGAGAGUCCCGCUGGAUACAACCAGGGCGCGGUGACUUGAAAGGGAUGCACAGACUGCACAGACAAACCUCAACGGUCCGCACAUCAGCUAGGUUAUGUAGCUUGACUGAGGCAAUGCAUAAGACGCGCAAUGAACACUCCCGUUUCUCGCGGCAGCAAAUCUGCUCUUUCGGAUUGAAUCCGGUGGUGCACCCCCCCGGGCCCUGUUUCGGAUUGAAUCCGAUUGUGCACCCCCUCGCGG